AGAAAAGAAAUAGUUCUGCUUCCGUACGUUUAGUGGGAUAUCCUUGUACACUACGUGAAAACUGACACUCCUAUACCCCUACGCUACGAAAGGAAUCCUGGAAUUCCAAGGUAAAGAUUGGGAGACUUCAGUGAACUCAUGUUGAAAACGUGAGGGUAGAAGAGGAUCGAAAGCCAACUACAACCGCCAUAAUUAUGGGCGACAACGCGGACAGCGAAGGCAACUUGAUUCACUUGAUACUGAACGAUUUAAAGGUGAGAAUUCUCUCUGAUCUUGAAAACUUAUUUUGAUGCUUAAUUCUCCUAGACAAGCUCAGUUUUAAUAUUUCAAUUUCAUCCAGUCUAGCGCCCCUGUUUGGGAAGAUUUCGUCGGCAAAGCAAGUAAACUACACUCGGCGCUCAAGUACGUCUCGUAUAAUUUGGAGUGAUUUUUUUUUUUAUCUACAUUUAGAUCACUCAUCUUUUUGCCUUAAGGAAUAAAGAGGGUUAUUGGUUUUGAUAUUUAUUUGUUCAGGGCAACAGUUGUAGCUGCUGACGCUUUUUUGGACGCUUUUCAGCGAAUUGCGGAUCUGGCGAAUUCAUCACGAGGUCAGUUUACCUCUCUUACACUAUACUCUCAUUUUGCCGCGUAUACUUAAACUUUCAUUUGCUUUAGAACCUUAGUUAUUCAGAAAGAACUCUGCCAAGGUAUUCAAGAAGCUUUUCAACAAGAUAUUUUCUCUGAAUUUUUUUCCAAAAUGAAAAACUACAUAAGUCAAAAGCACAUGUUGUAGUGAACCAUGUCACUACGGUUUGGGUUCAUUGGGUCACAGUCUGAGCUCAAGAUAUUUUUAGUCGUUGUUUAUUUUGGCAAGGUUUACUUUUUGUGAAAGAAUUUCGUGUUCGUGUUUGGCUAGUGAGCCAUUUUCUCUUUGAAGAACACUCAAUAGUUAAAUUUUGAGUGCGCGGAAAGUUUUGAUCUAGUAUUCUCUGAAAUCCUCCACGAAAACGCGAUCGAUAAGGGAAUUUACAAAUCCUUUUAUAAUUUUAUUAUAAUUCAAAGAAAUGCGACGGCAUGUUGUUUAGUUCUGCUUCUUAGAUAGGUAAAAUGACUGGAUAUCAGGCAAAGUUGAUGUUGAAUUGCACUAAACAGAGUUAUUGGCUCUACGAAUAAGCGAUCCAGUGAAUUUGAAAUGAAAAACCAAGAAUGAAUACAAUUGAGGACGUUUGCGCCUACAACGAUUGCUUUGUUGUUGUUCAGUUGAGAAAUAUGACACGGUUAUGGCGACGUUGCAAACUUGAAAUAAACCAGCGACGUUCAGGAAAUUCGUACUUGAAAUUAUCACCAUAGCUUCAGCUGUUUGCUCGAAAAAAAUAUCUGAGAGUACAGCUUCAAGCCAUGGUCCGUUAAAAAUUUUGGCGCGAGAAAAAUCGUAUUUUACCGCGCAAUUUUGUUCUGCGCCAUUUAAAUUUGUACGAUAUUUGCUUGUGUUUACUGAGGGAAAUUUUUGUUUUUUUUUUCUUUCUUUCGGCGUGUGAAAAUAUUUUUUCUUUACUAUGCUUUCACUGUAAGCAAUCGUGAUUUUUUCUGCCGUCUUAUCAAUUUCCCUGCUUCAAAUUUGUGGUUUGGUUUCGUUGCAUUAUUCCCGUCAUAAAUCCUGUAUCGUGCCACCUGUUCUGUAUUUCUGGGUGCUAAUUGAGUUUAUGGAGUCUUGAAAAUCCGCGUUGUUGAAAAAACACUCUACAGAAUUUUGCAAAGAAUAGAUUUACUUCAGAUAGACGAAGCAAAAACAGGAAAUGUAUGACAGCCGAGCUCGGAGGUCUCUUUUCAAAAAGGAAACUCUACCGAUUAAAUAUUGUCAAACUGCCAGAACAAAUAUCUUUUUUUCCGUAUUUAUAACACAACUGCGCGAGUUUUUUUUAAAAUCUUGUUUCGAUGCGAAAAAUAUCAUGCAAAAUUUGAAGUUUUUGCCAUGAUACUGAUUUUUUAGAACGAAAUGUGUUCACCAAUCAUCUCCUCUUACGGAAACAGUUAAUGUAACUAAUCGACCUCAAGAUUCUGCGGUGAAUUCCUUAUUCUGUGUGUUUUUAGAAGAUAUUUAAAGUUGUUGGAAAUGCUUUGUACAAGCCAAAGUUCCUGCAUUUUAUAUCACGUAAUUUUUUAUCAAAAGUACUUACAUUACACCAAGCAAUUUUGUUAUAAAAUUGUCAUAUUAGUAAGUACCGUGAAAUUUUGAAUGUUUUAGGCAUUGUACAGGUGCUCUGAAUGUUACUUGCACAGAUGUGGAGGUCUGUUUUAACACAACGAAGUAUCCCCUCUAUUUGACUUUUAAAUCAAUCACUUGUUUACUAAAGCAGAUUGAUUUUUUUGCCAAAUUUAUUUUCCUGUUGGGUGUCUCUGGAAAAUUAUAACAGUAUUGCAUCCUGCUGGGAAUUUUGUUAUUAUGUUGAUUUGUAAAAAGGACAGAUACUGAAAUAUACCUUUUUAAUUUAAUUUUUAUAAUGGUUGGAUUAUGAAAGCAGUUACAAAUUCGAAUGGCAGGCAUAGAGUAAUACAUACCCCUUAAAGCAUAUGCAGCAAAAUAAUAAUAAUAAUAAUAAUAAUAAUAAUUUGAUUCACUUACAUUACAAAAAGGCUAAGGAAAGGAUUAAUUUAUUAUUUAGGAAUGGACAAAUUCUGUUCUGCAUAUCUUUCGUGUGAAGUUUGUGCAAGGAAUUUCAUAUCUUUGACCAAGCUAUGGUAUCUAACAGCAGACAUUUGGAAGAGAUGUCAAAUUAGUUUGUCAUAAGUAUGAGAGGAAAUGAAAAUAGAAUGUGCAUUGAGAUGAUAUCACCAAAUUUGUCUUUGGGUGAGAUAUCCAAAUAAGCUUUGAUAAAUUGUGAAAUUUUGGAUUAAAAACUAAUUAUUUUGAUUAUCAACUGAAGAUUAGAAAGCACAGAAAAAAGGAAGCACUCUGUUGUCAAAUCGGUUCAUAAUUUUUUUUUAAGAUUGUUAUGUGGGGAAAUAGUUAAGAAAUCAAGCUGUCUCUGUAUCUUGUCUGUUCUUAAGGGGACACAAAUUUUUAUAGAAGAUGCAAGGAAGAUAGAUCAAAACAAAUUUGAAAGAUAAGAACUUUCUCAUUUUAUUUCUACCCAGUGUUCUUGCCAUAUUGGAAGACAUAGCUACUUUUAGCAAUGACUAUCCACUCAUUAACCAAGAUGUCACCUUUCCUCUACAUGGGGCUGUUGUGCUUAAUUAAAUACCUCAACUUCCUUUUGAUAAGUCCUAGGUUUAAAGAGCCAUUAAUUUACUGGCACACCUUUGAAUCUGUAUUGUUUUUGUCCCUCCUAAAUUAAUUGUGAAAACAAAAAUGUUUUGAAACGAAGUUGGCCAGACAGUCAUGUCAAAGUGUAAUUUUUAUCAAGAGACAUUUUCAGCUUUGAGUAAAACAGGCAUAUUGAUUUUGGGCAUUUAUAAUUUCACACUUGGAUAACUUAUGCUUCAACAAAUAAGCAAUUAUCCCAGACAAAAUGUUAAAAAUGCUGUUUAUUUCUGUUUAAAUGGUCAAUUAUUCACAUCAGAAUUAACUAGAUUGCUGCUUAUAUGCAGAUACAAUCAUGCUAUUAGGCUGUAUUACACAAUGUUGCAAGAAAUAUUUCUAGUUUGUCUCUUAGAGAAGAUUUCUAGUCAGGAAGGAGGGGUUUCCUUUUACUUAUCACAAACAAAAAAAUAUUUUUUUAUUUAUUUCUAUUAUACAUAAACAAAGAAUGUCAUUCUAUGUAAAUGUUUCUUUGUUCCUGUCUCUGGCUUUAAAAUUUUAAAAUGAUGUCAUCAUAGUACAUUCCUUUCCAGUUCACUGAUGAUGACUGGAGCACUUUGCCAAUCAUAAAUUAUUGCUGUCAGUUUUAAUUACACUGUUAAAAAUUAUAUUUUUAGACCAAAAAUUGGUUUCACAUGAGUCAUUCUGCAAAUUGAAAAAGAAUGUCCUUUUUUAUCUUCACAAUGUGACUGGCCAGUGGGUAACUGAAAAACUAUUAAUUACAGCCUGUACACAAUUUUCCCCUAUAUUUAAUCUUGUUAUCACCAUGUUGAAUGAAAGCAGAAAAACCUUCAGAAAGGAUUUGUUCCUGUGUUCGUAAUUAAAUUUUCUUUAUUAUGGCAAAAUUGUUUAAGAAAUGUUCAUUGUAAUGAUAACAAUAUGUAUGGUUUUAGUCAUGCAUACUAUGCGUAAGGUAUGGAAGAGAUUUUUUUUAUUUGUCGUUUAAGUCACUGAAGUGUUCUUCUACACCUUAUUUUGCAAGCAAAUUUAAGAAUUUCAGCUUUGUAUUCAAUUGCCUUGGCUCCAGCUUGGAUAGAAAUAGUUUGUGUUACUUAAAAACCUUUACAUGGAAUGCUAGACUUGUGGUCACUUAAUGGAGCUAAGAUGAUUGACAACCCAUUUGUUUGGUGUCUUAUACAUUAAUCUAGGCAAACAGUGUUUUCCAGAAGCACCAGCGGCCACCUUUUUGUCUGCUUCUUGUUUUUGAAGCACCAGUUACUUCAUCAAAACAAAAUAGUCAAAGACCAGUCUUUAUCAGAAAUAACUUUAGUCUUUGCUUUCUCUGUGUAGUACCAAAAAAUAUCGAUAAAAACUGAAAAGAAAGCAAUCAGUUAAACCAAGUGGAAUAGAUGUGAAAGUAAUAGGUGCUUAUGUUCUUAAGAGCACUGACUUGUAUACUGCCUGCUACUAUUAAAAAAAAUUUGAUGGCUGGUAACUGCAAAAUCUCCAGAGAACAGUGGGCAAAUCUUUGUCGUUGCCCUUAUUUGCCAGUAGCAUACAUGUAUGAACUUGUAUGGAUCAGAAUUGUGUUAAGUGAACAAAAUUUUCAGCUCCUAAUGUGCCUUAUACCCAGUGAAAUGUUAUUGAGCAAAAAAUGCAAAAUAUCCAUGUUGUUAAAGUGCUUUGUUUAUAGAAUUUCAAGCUUAAUACAUUUCAUCAGACAAGGAUUACCAAUAUUCUGGGCCUGAAAUUUUCAGGAAAUGUUAGCAUUGCUGUGAUCUCAAAAUUUUCACAAGUUGGUUGGGAUCUGUAAAGAAUGAUAUAGGAGUGCAUGUAGAUAGUUCUUACUUUCCCUGUUAUUAAAAAAUUUUGUCCGUGGUUCAUGGACAAGACCAAUCUUUGGAUAUUGUCAUCGACUUAUUUUUUAUAAUUAGUGGACUGAUUUCACUGAUCAAUAACAAUUAUUAAUCAUCAAUUAUUGUGUGCUAGGAUGCUGCAAAGACAUUGGUGGCUCUCUCACUAAAAUGGUGAUAAGACAUCGCAGUGUGGAUGGUAAACUCAAAGGAUUUGCUGGGUAUGUUCAUAGGAAAUACAUGGAACAUAAGAGAUUUUUAACUUAAGUCAGGAGCAGCUCAGCUUUGUAGCUUUGUAUCUCAUGUAAGGAUGAACAUAGACUCCCUGAGACUCCUGUGACUUACGUAUCACUUAGGUUAUGGAUUUUUCAAGUCAUUCAGAUUGAAAGUGUCAUACAAUUCAGAGUGGCCUCACAAUUGGGCUUAGAUUUUUAAUGGUGACUUGUCUCUUAAAAGUCAAAGACUUGCAAGGAUAAAUUUCAAUAUGAAGUUCACUGAUUUAUUAUCCAUUUUUGAUGACAUUUUCAGAUUGCUAAAUGAGUCACUGAUAUUCCCUCUGCAAGAGAGGCUGGAUGAUUGGAAAAAGUCUGUUGUGCAGACGGACAAAGAUCAUGCAAAAGGUAGUUUUUUCCCUAAAACUCUACAAAAUAAUUGUUUAAUAUUUAAUGCUCCCAAUAUAGUUUGUUAAAGAGAUAUAUUAUUCUGCUUUCCAUAACGUGCUGAAAUGACUUGCCAUCAAGACAUCCCACUACUAUUAGAAUUUCUUUAUCUUGUUAGUUACACUAGUGUCCCUAUUUCACUUACUGACAGACUGGCUUUGCACAGUCUUUGAUGGAUUCUCUUUUAAUUUUUAUGUGGUUUUUAUUUUUUAAGAAUAUAAGAAAGCCAAACAGGAACUAAAAAAGGCCACAGCAGAGACAAGUAAAUGGCAAAAGAAGGUUAAAAAAGGUGAGUUAGGUGAGCAAAGCCUUUGAAUUCAGUUUAGUGUCUUAAAGUAUUCAAGCAAAGGACACACCCUUGGAGGAUAGCUUUCUGGCCAUAAGUCAAGUUGACCAUUAGAGGGUGAUUUACAAAUCCUUGCUUAGUAAGUCACAAAGUUCGUCAAGUGCCAGCUCUUUCUUUUGGUCCUCAGCACUCUUUGUCACAGAAAGAACAGAAGAUUUUUCAGUCCACGGCUGUCACUCUUAAUUGCUGAUAAGUAAUUUUCUCUCAAUUUUGAUGAUCACUAAUUUUUUUCUUUUUCUCCUGGUUUUCUUUGUUCUAUUAGGAAAAUCAGAGCACCAAGAAAAGUUGGAUGCUGCCAUGAAGGUUAGAACUAAUACAGCAUGUAUUUGGUGUCAAUAUUUACGAAUUGUUAUCUCUGGUUUUUAUUAGGCUUCUAAACUCAGCGCACUCCAACAUCAGCGUUCCCAUUCACCAAACUGUUCUCUUUACAUUUCCUGUGUUACUAACAAGAAGAAUUUGUGUGACAUUCAAGAGCUUCUUAAAUUGGUGAUCGUUUCCUUUUUUUUCUAGUGACCUUGACUUUUGAUUCAAGGGUCAUAGGUCAAGGAAAAAUUAGAUGCCAAUCUCUCUUUUAAAGGGUUAAUUGAGUGCCUUUGGCAUUUUGAUAUAGAAUUUCCACUGAGUUGAAUCCUCUUGAAUCUUUUUUCGUUUUUCAGUAGUGCUCAUUAGAAUCUACUCGUACACAUAAUUUUUAUAUUUGGCAUAGUUCUCCUAGAACACAGAUUUCAGUGUUGUGAAUUUUAUCAAUUCUGUUGCUUGAUUUUACAGCAAGCAAGUUAUCAACAAGCUCUUUUUGAAGACCAGGAAAAGCGAUUCCUUCAGAGAGCGUUGAUUGAGGAAAGGACCAGAUACUGCAUGUUGUCAACUUGUUUUAGGCCAGUUGUGGUAGGUCCGAUUAUUAGGCCAUAGAAAAGCAAAUCAUCUUUGUUUCCUUGUUUGACUUGUAAAUGCACCAAAAAUGAACGCCGAAAUUAUGCUUUCGGUCAACUACAAAGUUGAAAAUAACCAAAGUUGAGCGCGUUUCAUGGUAAGUUCUGGAACGUCUGCGCAUGGGCCAUGAACGGGUUUGGGAAAAAAAUUAUUGUGGUGGAAAAGUGUUUAGUGACUUACUGGCAUCUUACACGAAACAUGUUUUGACAUGUUUCGCUGUUAACACAUAAUUGGAAAGAAUCAGGAGAUUUAAACUCUUAUUUGCCCACAAAAGUUGAGAACAGAUAGCAACAAGUAGCGAAGGAUUUUGGCCGCAAAGCUGCUAUUUUAAAUGCAAACUUUAUUCCAACUACUUUUAUGGUUGAUCAUGUUUUACGUUAGGGCAAAUUAAUGUAAUAUGGUUUUGUUCUCUUUUAGGAGCACGAGAUGUCCAUGUUAGGGGAACUAGAACACCUUCAGUCUGUUCUCGAGGACAUCGUUAGACAAACAAAAAAUCCCACCGUUCUGCCACCAGCGGGAGAGGAUCUGGUGCGAGAAUUCAGAUUGUCGGAUCAUCAUAAUUACGAUGAUCAGGUAAAAUAAGCGGCGAUUAAGUUUUAAAUCUGAUUAUCACUUCCGCUCAAGUUGAAAAAUAUCCAGUCACUGCCACCGAGAAUAGUCCUUUGCGGGGCUACCCUCGCGUAGACUAUUAUACCAUAUAAUCAAAUGAGAAAAUCAAAAUUUAAUGCCUGCUGCACAUUCGCGGAGAACCAAAUGCCUGCCAGUCAUACUGUAGACCCUUAUAGUCUAUAGUUGAUAACACCGGCUUGCGCUCAGCAUUUCGCUGAGUAGGUGAACCCCCUGAAGUGAUGAACACGUAGUUUCUUCUUGCAAUACCAGCUAACCAUCCAAGCAACUUCUGAUGAAAAUUGAACAACUUGUCUGUUGGGGUCAGUAACAUGAUCCGUUAAUAAUAAAUAGUAAAUUGUAAAUAAUAAUAAUCAAAUUAAGGAUAAUAGGUAAAUAUUUUAUUGUACUGUAACAGUAAUGUAAAAUCAUAAUUUAGUAUUAUCAACUGAGUUGAUAACAUAUAUAGGCCACCGUAAAUAGUUUCAAAGCUGACGUUUCGAGUGUCAGCCCUUCGUCAGAGUAAAUGCUAAGCAAAGUUGUUAGUACUGUAUUACUCUGUUAUAAUCUCCCACCGGCGCAGCACCACAGUUUCUUUAGAAACUUACCACCUUAAUAUAAUUUUCAUUAUCCUAACUUUUCUCACAUCAUGUUGUAAUUCAUUUUUCUCCUCUUUUAUUUUAAACUUAAGUCUCCUCCACCGAGUCCAACAGCAACUCUGACGAGAGCUGCAAGUCCGCUGCAUACCGGCCGGGACCCCCCUACUACCCCUCCUCCGCCGCCUCCCUCGGAAACGGACCCCUACUACAACGCUUUCAGCCGGCAUUAUUCAUUCUCCGUCAAACACACUCAAACGCGGAACAAGGUCAUUGGAUCGGUGACACCCACCACCUCUCCUAAGAAAGUCGCGCCUCCGCGGAUCUGCGCACGCUCUACCAGUUUUAGUGUUUCUUCGACCUCCUCGCACUCUUCAAUGUCAUCUUUAGGCUCGUCUAUUGGGUCGCCGUCCAUCGAGAGCUUCCCGCAGCCGCCAACCCCGCUGCUAUCGCCCGGUUACUCGGGAGACUUGCAGAGCGAACCAUUACCCCCUCCACCCUUUCCUGGAGCAGUGCCCACCUUACCCCAUCCAGGCAAGUCAAGUAUUGUAAUUGUUUUUGUCAAACUCGAUUGGUUGAUGAUAGACACUGCAACGAAAGGUUCGGUUGUCAAUCUUGUGUUGUAUUUACAAGGACUACAAACUUCGAAGGUUUUAAGCGUUCCAGCUCUCUCUGCCGAGGAAUAAAACUCUGUACCAGCAAACUACCAGAGAAACCUGUCAAGUAUCCCAAGUAAAGGUAGUUUCUGUGUCCUUUGAGCCAAGGAUAGAGAGCGGGUCCAUUGGGAGUCGUACCAGGGCCAGGUACGAAAGAGAGCCAAAAAAACCGAGGGUUUCUCUAUUUUUGACUGGUGUUUUUUUUUUUUUCGCUGUUUAUUGACUUUUUGUGGCUUGUUCGUCAUGGAGGCAGGGAUCACUGAUUAGUUAUGGGUAAAAUUAAAGAUGUCAGGGUAAUACUCAGCAGUUUCUCAUUUGGUUUCUUUUCCUUCCUUGAAGGCGACAGAACAUCUUGGACAACGUCCACGGACUCCGGGUGUUAUUCGUCUUCCUCAGGGGAAAGGUCACCUUCUGCCUCGCUUGCACAAGUAUAUCUUCCCUCCUCGAUCGCGGAACACCCGAGAUCCAACGAGCCCACAGGAAGGAAUACCCAGGGCCCUCAAUACGCCACGCCUUACGCUGUUAGCAACACUCGAUCACGGUGUAUGAGUGAAUCGGCUUCCGCUAUGUCGCCUUACUACCAAGGAAUUGCGCAUCGACGUAGCGACAGUGAGACUUCCUCGCAAAGCAGCUAUUCAGGCAACGGCGAGGUGCCGGCUGGGGGCAUGAACAGCAGCGAUUCUGGAUAUUUUAGUUAUGGAGGACGUUACCAUCGCUCGAAUCCGGAAAGUAUACAAGAAAACUCGGGCGGGUGGGCGCCCCAGCAGAAAGCGAAGUCCACGUACAAUAGGAGUCAAAGUGUAUCAGGGCGACCGUCUGCAGCUCAACAGGCGCAUCUGGCAGCUUUGGCAAGUCAUGCCGCGCGAAGCAGAAGUGCACCAAUGCCUCCCGCAAGGAAAUCAUCUGUUCCACCGCCGUGUCCGGAGAGAAGGACUGGACUUUCUGAUGGUGAACUGAACAAAGAGGAUCAGGAACUGGGUGAAGGCGCUCACUCGGAUGAAGAAGGGCUAAGUAUGCUACAGAAACAAAUUCGGCGUCAGAAAAAGCUGAUCGAGGCCAAGGCGAAAGACAAAGGCGAGCAGUCUUGAUAUUAAUGAAGCUGUUAGAGCUACUAACUUAAUCUGAAAAAUUACUUUGGCGUUUAAGUUGCCAUCCGUAUCUUCAAUAAUCAAUUUGAUUAUCUCGCCAUGUGAACUUUGUGAUUGAAAGGUGAUGAUAUUCACAUGCUGCGGAAACAAGUGAAGUGGGGUGGUGAAAUGACUAUUAUAUAAUUACCAUAUUUACGAUAGCGUGUAUGCUGUCAAUAUGGUGCCAUAUAAUGGUUUACAUAAAAGGACUAAGGAGACUAUGUACGUAUGUAAGUAGAUAUAAGCGGUGGGGGCUUUUGUCAAACCGUGUGAUCAGAAAAAGGUUAAAUUGUUAAGUGUUAGGUUGGCCAUAAUCGGCCAUGCUAAAGGUUUUAUAGUAUUUAAAGACGUGCGGCGCGUUUUAAAAAGUUAUCAUGUUAAUAGUUUGCAUAAUGUUUCCAUUAAUAGAGCUCUAAAGCUUUUGUAAUGAAAUGAAUGCUGCGCUAACCUUCUGAGAUUUUUAAUAUAUAUACUGAGAGCUUUGGGUAGAGAUUUCACCAACGGCGCUUAUAUUAGGGCCAAAAAAAUCAUCUUGUCCUGUAUUUAUAACAACAAUAAGAACGCGGUCGCUUAGUUUAACGCCAUUAUUCCUUUUUACGAACUCUGGUUGUGUUAGAUUUUUUUUAAGUUUAGGAUGGGUGUUGAAAUGCUUCUCUAAAGUGUCAAUAGAUUUGUCAGUUUGGACGACAUUUUUUGUUUAAUCUUAAUUUAAAGUUAAUUUGAACAGUGCCCAUGGAAAUGAGAUUGUUAUGUUCAAACGGCUGGUGCUGUUUCUUCUUGACAUAAAGCUAAUCGGAGUGGACGAGAACCUUAUUCAACGCUGUCCUACAAGUUAGUGGCAGUAAUGAAAGCGCAGGCGCCUUCCAAGGUUGACAGGUCUCGCCCAGUCUAUCGCUAUUCAUUUCCAUGGAUCACUUUUAUUUGUCAUUUUUUACUUAAUUUGAGGCAUCAACGAUUCAAAAAGAUAAUUGUUGACCUUUUUGCUAUGGAGAUGUAGCACCCUUUUCCUAGAAGCCUAUGCGAAACGCACUUCACAUAAUGGAAGGGCACAUGCUGUAAAUAAGCAAAGAUAGAAAUUUAUAUAUGCAGGAACAGUUUGCCGCUGUACGAGGGCUAUGUUGCGCUCUAUGAUUCUCCAAAACUUGAUAAUUUUUUUUGGUAGUUCGUCACUUAGAAUCCGGGUUGAUUUUUUUUCCAUUCUCGAACUCCCCUUUUUCUCUCUUGUUGAUUCGUUUUUUUUUUUGUUGGUGUACACCAGUACACAAACAUUUCCUAAUCUCCUUCAGCUUACUAGGUUCAAUUGUUAGUGACGGAAAAGUUGCCUUAACAUAGUGUAACUUGGCCCUUUUAUUGUCAGAAUUGAUCACAUUACUGUUCAAAUUUUGUGUUCGAUUAAAUUGAUAAAGCGGAAGAUUUAUCUCAUAGUUAAACGGUAGUUCCGGUUGUUCUGAUCUAAGCGGUUCGUUAUGUAAUUUCGUACCUGUGCUUGUUCAUCGACUUUCUUUUUGUGUAAUCGUUCUCAAAUAAUUCAAGUUUAAGUCGAACCUUCUGCACUUGUUAUAAAAAAAUAAGGAUAGCAAACUUAUAUUACCGGCCAUUGUAUCUUAAAGUCUGGAGUUAGACUAAGUGGUUCCAAU
Molecule: messenger RNA, 11627 nt
Organism: Pocillopora meandrina
Lineage: Eukaryota; Metazoa; Cnidaria; Anthozoa; Scleractinia; Pocilloporidae
Source: the annotation of a GenBank genome assembly